AUGGUUGAAGAUAAUUAUACGGCCCCCUCCGAGUUUAUUCUGCUGGGCUUCACAAACAGGGAAGACCUGCGGGUGAUGUGCUUUGUCUUAUUCCUUGCCAUCUAUGUGGUUACCUUCAUAGGAAACAUGGGACUAAUCGCAUUAGUCAGAAUGGAUUCCUGCCUACACACCCCCAUGUUAAGCCACUUGUCUCUCCUGGAUGUCUGCUACUCCUCUACCAUCAUCCCUCAAGCCUUGCUGAAUGGACUAGUGGAGAAGAAGGUGAUUUCCUUCCUUAGGUGUGCCAUUCAGCUCUUCUCCUUUGCAACCUGUGCCACCACCGAGUGCUAUGUGCUGGCUGCUAUGGCUUAUGAUCGCUACAUGGCCAUUUGUAACCCCCUUCUCUACUCCACGGUCAUGUCCCAAAGGCUUUGCAUUGGGAUGUUGGCUGGUGCCUACUUAGCUGGCGUGAUCAGCUCUACCAUACACACAGUUUCUAUAUUUCGUCUCCCGUUCUGUCGGUCCAAGACGAUCAAUCACUUCUUCUGUGAUGGACCACCACUGCUAGCCCUCUCCUGCUCUGACACCCAUGCCAUCGAGGUGAUGGUUGCUGCCGUGGUGGGGUUCAAUGUACUGAGCACCACGGUCUUCAUCCUCAUCUCCUACUUGUCCAUCCUUUCCACUGUCAUGCGGAUGCAGUCUGUGGCUGGUCGACGCAAAGCUUUCUCCACCUGUGUCUCUCACUUCAUCUCCAUUGCUUUGUACUAUGGCAGCUCCCUCUUCAUGUACCUGCGCCCCAGCUCCAGCCAGUCCCCGAAGCAUGACGAGGUGGUCUCCAUGCUGUACUCUGUGGUUGUCCCCAUGCUGAACCCGCUCAUCUACAGCCUAAGAAAUGUGGAUAUGAAGAACGCCAUGAGGAAAGCAAAGAGUAGAGUCCUCUCUUCUUUGUCCAUUCAUGGUUUCUAG
This is a messenger RNA of Neopsephotus bourkii (Bourke's parrot), 945 nucleotides long. Its product is annotated as olfactory receptor 8U3-like. Gene Ontology annotation, molecular function: G protein-coupled receptor activity; olfactory receptor activity; odorant binding. The record is from RefSeq and is a predicted model, not a curated record. Gene Ontology annotation, cellular component: membrane. Gene Ontology annotation, biological process: sensory perception of smell; G protein-coupled receptor signaling pathway. Lineage: Eukaryota; Metazoa; Chordata; Aves; Psittaciformes; Psittacidae.